ACGAAAAAACGCCGACAAGAUCGGCUUUUGAAGCUCUCUGGAACCCUACUUGUGAAUCUAAUCUAAUGCCAAGCUCCAUUAAUUUCAUCGCCCUCUCUCUCAACAGCUUCGCUCCUGCAAUUUUCUCCCCUCGCAAUAAAUCCUCUGCUCCCAACUCUUCUACACAAACAUAAACUCAAACAUCUCAUAUCGUCUCUCUUCUCUCUCUCUCUGCCGCUUCCUCGAGAGUGAGGGAGGAUGGGCAACGCCUCGUCGAUGCUCACCCAAUACGACAUUGAGGAAGUCCAGGAGCACUGCAGCUAUCUAUUUUCCCAGCAAGAGAUUGUAGCCCUCUACGAGAGAUUCUGUCAACUUGACCGGAAUGCCAAGGGGUUCAUCUCGGCUGAUGAAUUUCUAUCCAUACCUGAGUUCUCCCUCAAUCCUCUCUCCCAGAGGUUGCUGAAGAUGAUAGAUGGGUUGAACUUUAAGGAUUUUGUGGCAUUCUUGUCUGCCUUCAGCCCGAAAGCUUUCUUGCAGCAGAAGAUUGAAUUGAUCUUUAGAGUUUAUGAUAUUGAUGGUAAUGGAAGAGUAACUUUUAAGGACUUGUUGGAAGUGCUUCGAGAUCUUACAGGAUCAUUUAUGUCAGAGGAGCAGAGAGAGCAAGUGUUGAGCCAUCUGUUGGAAGAAUCAGGUUAUACAAGAGAUGCUUCACUUGUGUUGGAUGAUUUCAUCAAGAUACUCGGCAAAUCUGACAUGAAAAUGGAGGUCGAAGUUCCUGUGGACUAGAUGCUGACAAUAUUUCUGUACAUACAAGACCUUGGACCAAGCUCAUGGGCACAUUUAGCUUCGCUGCUAUAAGAAAGCAAGUUUCUGUAUGAUUUUGAUUCUCGAGCAUAGAAUGGAUACUUCUCUUGCUUUUUUUGAUAACUUGUUUUCAUUAUUCAUGCAUUGUGUUAUACUUGAUUAUCAGAUCAGUGUCACAUUGCUAAUAAUGUGAUAAAGGACAAGCCAUUGAUAAGUUUCAUAAUAUAUCUGCAUUGAUUUUUGUUCUUA
This is a messenger RNA of Dendrobium catenatum, 1032 nucleotides long. Its product is annotated as calcineurin subunit B. Gene Ontology annotation, molecular function: calcium ion binding. The transcript has 6 exons. The record is from RefSeq and is a predicted model, not a curated record. Lineage: Eukaryota; Viridiplantae; Streptophyta; Magnoliopsida; Asparagales; Orchidaceae. The coding region runs from base 238 to 765 and encodes 175 amino acids.